Clupea harengus (Atlantic herring) is the source of this 11123-nucleotide messenger RNA. RefSeq names its product utrophin (gene utrn). Gene Ontology annotation, biological process: synaptic signaling. The record is from RefSeq and is a predicted model, not a curated record. Gene Ontology annotation, molecular function: zinc ion binding; protein binding. Lineage: Eukaryota; Metazoa; Chordata; Actinopteri; Clupeiformes; Clupeidae. Gene Ontology annotation, cellular component: plasma membrane.
AACGAGAGGGCACCACCAGUCCAACUUGGUCGCCAGGGUGCGCGGUCACGUGACAGCGCUCGCGCCAUGUUUCCAUCUCUACGUUUGUGAAGUUUUUUUGCAGGCUUGCGAAGGCAGCGGGGAAGGGAACGGUAGCAGCAACAGGAACAAAGUUCGGGAAGGGCUCGAAUAAAGCUGCAUUUGCGCCGUUUUUCCGUCUACAAAGGCGAUACUUCAGAACCGGAACACGAUCCAGUCCAUGCAGCGGUGGACGAAUACACUAGCCGCUGCGGAGGAAGCUAAGAAAUAUUCUCUGACUUUUGAUUGAGAAUUUCCUCACAACACAUUUUUGGGAGCGCGUACAAGUGGAGGCUGGGUUUGCGAGAGUCGGUGAUGAUGUGUUUCAAAAUGUCUUGAAGGCCGUGGCGAGGGGAACAGCAAACGUGGAAAUAGCUCACCUUUCUCGCUGGUCCUCGCUCAUUUCUUCGAAACUUUUUUGGGAGACUUGUGCUCAGACCCCCGGACUGUCAGUAAGGUGACGUUGCAACCUGUGGGGGACCGGCUAGGAGACGGGAUCUAUCUGGACAUUUCAAACCAGACCAGUGCUAGCGGAGCAGCCCAAGGACGCGGGGAGACAUGGCCGACGCCGCGUCGCCCAGGGAUACCGCCGAGGGAGGAGUUGACAACGAGUUCAGUGACAUCAUCAAGUGCAGAUCAGAUGAACACGAUGCAGUUCAGAAGAAAACCUUUACCAAAUGGAUCAAUGCUCAGUUCUCCAAGGGUGGGAAGUCUCCCAUAAAGGACCUGUUCUCAGACCUUAGGGAUGGACGCAAACUCCUGGACCUGCUGGAGGGACUAACCGGAAAUACUUUGACUAAAGAACGCGGUUCCACACGAGUGCAUGCCCUCAAUAAUAUCAACCGAGUGCUACAAGUCCUGCAUCAAAACAAUGUGGAGCUGGUGAACAUCGGGGGAACAGACAUUGCUGACGGGAACCAUAAACUCACACUCGGCCUUAUUUGGAGUAUCAUUCUCCACUGGCAGGUGAAGGACGUGAUGAAAGAUGUGAUGUCCUCGCUCCAUCAGACCAAUAGCGAGAAGCUCCUGCUGAGCUGGGUGCGGAAUGUCACACGUAACCAUGACAAUGUCAACGUUCUCAAUUUCACCACCAGCUGGGCUGAUGGCCUGGCCUUCAAUGCCAUCAUGCACCGCUUCAGGCCCAAUGUGGUUAGCUGGGACAAAGUGCUGCGAAUGACCUCCGUUGAGAGGUUAGACCACGCUUUCAGUGUUGCUAAGGAACAACUGGCCAUUGAAAGACUGCUGGACCCUGAAGAUGUGGCAGUCCAGCUGCCCGACAAGAAGUCCAUCAUCAUGUAUGUGACCUCACUAUUCGCCGUGCUCCCCAAUGACAUCACAAUGGAUGACAUCAGAGAGGUGGAGACGCUGCCCCGGAGGUUCCGCCUGGAGGGGGAGGAGGCCAAGACCCCUGCCAGUCCUGCAAGUCUGCCUGUGGCAACGGCUGAGGAGACCGAGGGGGUGGAGCUGGAGUGGUAUCAGGUGACCUUGGAGGAGGUGCUAACGUGGCUGCUGUCGGCCGAGGACGCGUUGCAGGGCCAGGGAGAGAUCUCUGAUGAGGUGGAGGAGGUGAAGGAGCAGUUUCACACACACGAGGCCUUCAUGAUGGAGUUGACGGCGCACCAGAGCAGCGUGGGUAGCGUCCUGCAGACAGGCAACCAGCUGAUCGCCAAUGGCAACCUGAGUGAGGAAGAGGAGGGAGAGAUUAGAGAACAGAUGAGUCUCCUAAACACACGCUGGGAACACCUGAGAGUCAGCAGCAUGGAGAGACAGAGCAGGCUCCAUGAGGUUCUGAUGGACCUCCAACAGCAGCAGCUCCAGCAGCUUUCUGAUUGGCUGUCACAGACGGAAGGGCGGAUCCGUAAGAUGGAAACUGAGCCAAUCGCCGCAGACCUUGACUCCUUCCAUGCACAGAUAGAGCAGCACAAACUGUUGCAGGUGGACCUGGAGCACGAGCAGGUGAAGGUGAACUCUCUGACUCACAUGGUGGUGGUGGUCGACGAGAACAGUGGCGAGAGCGCCACCGCUGCCCUGGAGGAGCAACUGCAGUCUCUGGGAGAGAGGUGGGCAGGUGUGUGUAGGUGGUGUGAGGAUCGUUGGCAGCAGAUGCAGGACGCCCUUCAGAUGUGGCAGCAGCUCGUUAACGACCAGAGUGCCUUCUCUAAUUGGUUGUCGGAGAGGGAGUUGGCCCUUGAGAAUGUUCAGACCAGUGACUUCAAGAAUCCUGAAGAAGUCAAUGCCAACCUGCGCAUAUUAGCUACCUUGAAGGAGGACGUGGCUCUGCAGCGGCCAGUUCUGGACCGGCUGAUGGGGGACCGCCAGGAUCUGGUUCUGCUGAUGCAGAACUCCUCGGCGCUGGUCCAGAUCGAAGCAGACUCAGAGGAGCUCACCCAGAGGUGGGACAACCUGCUGCAGAGACUGGAGGACUGCUCUGAACAGGUAACCGAGGCGGUCACUGCUGCCGGGAUGCCUCAAAAACAGGAGCGAGUUGUCAUGGAGGCAGUGACCGUAACAACGAGCAGAUCGGAACAGGAAGUGAGUGAUGACCCUACUCCUGCCAAGAGACGGAGAUCUCUGGAUCUGGAGACAGACAUGGAAAUGACACGACUGUCAGAGUUGCUGACCAGGCUCAGAGAGUGGCGAGUGGCUGCAGAGGCCCUACUGACAACAGACCGUACUGACCUCCAGGACCAGCUACAGGCUCUGGAAGUGAAGCUGAGGGAGAAUGAGGAGCAGGUUGCAGAGGCGGGGAGGAGAGUGGCUCAGUUAGAGCAAGAGGGUGUGAAGGUGCAGGAUCUCCAGGCAUGUUUGGGUUCCAUGUGUUCUGAGCAACAGGACUGUGCAGCUUUGCUGUCCGCUCUGCGUGAGCGGAUUCUGCGGUCCGAACGGAUCCAACGGUUUUCAUCAGAGCUGCAGGUUCUAAAUCAGGAACUGACGGAACCGGAGGAGUGGCUGAGGUCAACUGGCUCCAGCGAUUCUGACAAGCAUGACCUCAAGAUGCUAAAGGUUGCCUGUGAGGCACAUGAGUCUGCGGUGUCUGCGCUAGCUCCACGUGUGCAGCAGCUCUCAACCUCAAUCAAAGAAGAAAAGGACAUACCUGAUGACAUCACCGCCGACAUGGCCGACUUGACGGCUCACCAUGAGUCCACGCUGCAGAGGCUACGAGAGAGGGAACAGGAGAUCGACUUAGCCUUGGCCAGCCUGGACCAGGUUCAAACACAGGCCGAGGUUGCCAUGGCAACGGAGUGUGAGAGCAGUUCUCCGGGGGUGUGUGUGUCGGGCGAGAUGGAGGCCAGACUGGCGGAGCUGAAAGCCAACAUCAGCGAUGUCCCCACAGCUGAAGAGGCCGUGCAGAAAGCACAGGCAUUAUGUCUUGAGCUGGAGAAGAGUUGGCCAACUGGGGAGGGGUCGGAGAAAUGGUCGGAGCUAUCUAACCGAGCACGUGACGAGCUGGGAAUGCUGCAGUGCAUUCUGGGAAGCAUGAAGGAAUCGCAGGUGCGGAGCACAGAGGUGACCGCGUGGUUGGAUGAGGCAGAGGAAGUGACAUCACGGGAUUCUGUUGGAGUAUCAGAUGCUGGGAAAUUGAAGGAGGAAAUGGAACAGUGCAAGGCGUGUGCGGGACGUAUAGGGGCAAUGGAAGCAGCUCUGAAGCAGCUGGAGGAGAACACCAGUGCUGUGCAGAAGAGUGCAGUACCACAGCUGGCCAGCUGGGGGCAGAGCAGACUGGAGGAGACACAGACAAGGUGGAAUACGCUCAGCAAACAGUUGCUGAGCCACCAGGAGAGUGUGUGUGAGCGCCAGGAGAAAGUGCAGAACUUGCAGAAGGACUUGAGUGAGAUGAAGGAGUGGCUGCAGCAGGUGGACGAGGAGUUCCUCAUGAGAGACUUCGAGUACAAGAGUCCAGAGGAGCUGGAGGCCUCGCUGGAGGAGAUGAAGAGGGCUGAAGAGGAUGUGUUACAGAAGGAGGUGAGAGUGAAGAUCCUGAAGGACAACAUUAAUGUGCUGGUGUCUCAGACGCCCCCUGCUGGAGAGGACCUGUCAGUACAGUUGGGCACAGUGCUCCACAAUUACCACAAGCUCUGUGAGCGUUUCAAGAGCAAGUGCCACACGCUUGAGGAGGUAUGGUCGUGCUGGAUGGAGCUACUGCAUUAUCUGGAGGUGGAGGACCAGUGGCUCCGCAACCUGCAGGAGAAGCUACAGGCCUCACAGAACCUUCCAGAAAACGCAGACACCGUCAACCAAGCACUGGAGGCUCUGGAGGGUGUGUUGCGUCACCCUUCUGAUAACCGCACUCAGAUAAGGGAACUGGCACAGACGCUCAUCGAUGGAGGCAUCCUGGAUGAGCUCAUCAGCGAGAAACUUGAGAGCUUCAACACUCGAUACGACCAGCUCAGCCAGCAGGCGGAGAGCCAGCAGAUGUCUCUGGAGCAGCAGCUGAUAUCGUUGCGGGACAAUGAGAACUCCCUUCAGGCUCUGCAGGAGAACCUCACACAACUGGACCACACACUCACGUCAUACCUCACCGACCGCGUCGACGCCUUCCAGCUGCCGCAAGAGGCCCAGCGCAUCCAGGCAGAGAUCGUAUCCCAUGAGGCCGCGCUGGAGGACCUGAAGAAAAGGAAUGUGGGGAAUGUGCCGACGCCCACGCCCGAAGGCAAGGCCAGUCGAGGGGGCACCGUACUGGACCAGAUCCAGAGGAAGAUGCGAGAGAUCUCCACUAAGUUCCAGCUGUUCCAGAAGCCGGCCAACUUUGAGCAGCGCAUGCUGGACUGCAAACGGGUGCUAGAUGGCGCCAGAGAUGAGCUGCACAUCCUGGACCUCACCGACAUCACACCAGAACACAUCCACACACACUUCAGUGGCUGCAUGAGGCUGUAUAAGGUGCUGAGUGACGUGAAGAUGGAGGUAGAGACGGUGAUUAAGACGGGCCGGCAGAUUGUGCAGAAACAGCAGACAGAAAACCCCAAGGGCAUGGACGAGCAGCUCACCGCCCUCAAACUGCUCUACAAUGACCUGGGAGCACAGGUGACGGAAGGCAAGGGAGACUUGGAGAAGGCGCUGGCGCUGUCUGAACGCGUGCAGAGCGAUAGCGCCGCCCUGCAGGACUGGUUUAGCAGCACAGAGGAGCAGCUGCAGCAGAGACACAGCACACACAUGCCUGCCGACACACACACCGAGCAGGCCUGGGCUAAUGGCAUACUGACAGAGUGUGAGCAGAAGAAGGAGGAGUUGAACGUGUUGGUGGAGAACAGCGCCGCCCUGCAGGCCCUGGUGGAGCAAAGCGAGUCUGCCCUGGAGGAGAGGAUCUUCCAGCUCAAUGAGGCCUGGGCCCGUGUCCACAGCCAGGCUCAGGACUGGCUCUCUGCCCUGCAGGCCCACCAGAGUGAGAUGGAGAGCUUUGAUGAGAACCUGGCUCACAUCAGCACCUGGCUCUACCAGACACAGAUCCACAUGGAUGAAGUUGAGAAAAUGCCCCCUGCCCAGAAGGAGAGAGAGGUGCAGUCCCUGUCCUUAGAGUUGGAGGGGAUGAUGUUGCGUGUGGCGGGCGUUAGAGAGCACGCUCUCCUCCUCAUCACGGCCCGUGGGCCCGCGUGCAGCGACACCGUCCACCCCAAAAUCACCGAGCUCAACCGAGACUUCAACAAGGUGGUCCAGCGCAUUAGAGCAGCGCAGAUGGAUGAGCAGAAGGCUUGUUUAGAGGAGCUGUUGAGGAGAGGAGAGGAGGUGCUACAGAUGACCUCAGAGGAGGACACAAGAGAGGAGCUCAGGGGGAAACUACUCAUGUUACAGGAAGUGCGUUUGGAAAAGCCUGUGGAGAUGUCCGAGGACUCCUCCUCCCUGUCUUUCCCCACAGCCGAAGUGGAAGAAGAGGAGGAUGAAGAGGUGUUGGAGGAGGAAGAGGAGAGCGGUGGCGACCCUUGUCUCACUCCCUCGCUCCCUCGCUCCCUCUCUCCGUCCUCCUACCUGCUGGACAUCAACAAGCUGCUGCUGGCCAUGGCCGACACCGAGCUGCUGCUCAACUCCAGCGAGCUCAACACCGGCCUCUACGAGAACUUCAGCCUGCAGGAGGAUGCACUCAGGAGUGUGAAGGAGAAUCUUGAGCACCUGGGCGAGCAGGUUGCCGUGAUACACCAGCGUCAGCCGGACGUCAUCUCCGAGGCCAGCGCACAGGAAGUGAUGCGUAUCUCAGACGCCCUGAGUCAGCUCAACACUGAGUGGGACCGCCUCAACCGCACACAUGCCCUCCGCAAGGGGUGUUUUGACCGUGCUGUGGAGGCAUGGCGGCAGUUCCACUGUGACAUCACCGACCUCGGCCACUGGCUGGACCAUGCUGAGCAGCUGCUGGACGAGAGGGAGGGGCCAGACGCAGCCCCGGAGCAGGUCAGAGGUCACCAGGAGGAUCUAGAGGAGGGAAUCGCCAGUCACCUGCCAGUCCUGGCCCAACUCAACCAAACAGGAAAUGACAUCAUCGGUCAGCUGUCAUCAGCGGAAAGCCUCAUGCUGGACGAGAAGCUGCAGCGCCUUAACCAGCGCUUUAGCCUCAUCCAACAACACAUCACCCAGCAACAGCCAUGGUUGCUGACUGAAGACCCCACUGUAUUGGAUCUGGUGGGUGGGCUAGACAAUGUGUCCCCACUGCAAGAGAACAUGGAGUCUGUGCAAAUGUCACCACGGGACAAUGAUGCCAACCAGUCAAAACUUAAGGUGAGACGAGAGCCAUUGGAUGAGUUGGAGCCUAACUUUGAUGACCAUUUCCAGGAACAAAUCAGCAGGCUGCAUGUCUGGAUCCAGGAGACCAAUCAGAUGCUGAGCCUCAAAGGACCAGAGGGGGUGUCCCCUAGUGAGACAGAGGAGAUGGGCUACUCCAUGAGGGAGAAGAAGAGAGAGCUGGAGGACAUCCUGGCUUUCACCAUCAAUCUGCAGAAGCAACAGCAGCUCCUACCCCAGGAAAAGAGUAAAGUGGAAAGGCUGGCAGCAGACUGGAAAGCUCUAGACAUUCACCUGAAAGAGGCUUUGCUCCCACCUGUGUCACCAUGGACACAACAGGUCGCCCAGCCACCAGUUUUAGUUGUCCCAGCAGCGGUUCAGAUGGUGAGUGUUUUGGGAGAGGCCCCUCCCCGCUCCACCCACAGUCCUGAGCUGGUUGCCCCGGGCGACCUCAACCAGACGGCCACCGAGCUCGCCGAUUGGCUGCUGCUCAUUGACCAGAUGCUCAAGUCCAACAUUGUCACCGUGGGAGAUACAGAAGAGAUCCGCACCACCAUCGCUCGCCUGCAGGUCACCAAGGAGGAUAUGGAGCACCGGCAUCCACAGCUUGAGAAUAUUUUCACUCUGGCCCAGAACAUCAAGAACAAAACAUCCAACCUGGACAUCCGCACCUCCAUCACAGAGAAACUCGAGAGGGUACGCAGCCAAUGGGACGGCACACAGCACAGCCUGGAGGCCCGCCUCCAGCAGCUGGAUCACAUGAUCGCCCACAGCGAUCAAUGGGAAACCCAGAGGCAGGAGUUGAAGACUUUGAUUGGCCAGAAUGAGACCCGCCUACACAGCCUCCAGCUGCAGAGCAAAGAACCUCUGACCAGUCAGAUCAGCCACAGCAAGAUGUUCCUGCAGGACCUGAGCAAAGGGCAGGUUGCCGUGGCGACUUUUAACGAGCUGUCGCACGUGCUUCUGAGGGAGUAUUCAGCCGACGACACGCGCAGGAUCAAAGAGGUCAACGACAAGCUAAGCGGCACCUGGCAGUCUAUCAACAACAGAGCGCGGGACACACACACGGUUCUGGACGCUGAGCUGAAGGCUCUUCAGUCGUCACUCAGGGAGAUGGAGGCGUGCCUCAAAUGGCUACAGGAGGCGGAGACUACACUCAAUGUUCUAAGCCACGCCUCCCAGAAGGAGGGGCUUCUUCAAGACGCUACCCGUGUCCGGGAACUGAAGAGUCAACUGGAGGACAUCCAGGCGGAGAUAGAUGCUCAUAAUGAUAUCUUCAAGAGUGUUGACGGGGGGAAGGGCCGGAUGCUGCGGGCCCUGGGGGGCUCCGAGGAGGCUGCCUUCCUCCAGCAGCGGCUGGACGACAUGAACCAGCGCUGGGGCGAUCUCAAAAACAAGAGCGCCAACAUACGGGCUCAUCUAGAGGCCAGUGCGGAGCGUGUGACGGGACUUCUGUCCCAGCUCGAGGAUUUGUGGGCGUGGCUUUGCUUGAAGGAGGAGGAGCUUAACAAGCAGAUGCCAGUCGGAGGAGACGUGCCCACCUUGCUGCAACAGCAGAAACACUGCACGGGGCUGCGUGCGGAGCUGAAGGACCAGGAGCCGAUGGUGGUUGGGGCGUUGGAACAGGCCAGAGCUUUCCUGGCUGACCAGCCCAUAGAGGGGCCCGAGGAACCACGCAAGACAUCACAGCCCAAAACAGACCUGACUCCAGAGGAGCGUGCGGCCCUUCUGUCGCGCGCAGUGCGUAAGCAGAGCGGCGAGGUGUGUGACCGCUGGGAGCGUGUGUGUGCGGCCACGAGCCGGUGGCAGGGCCGCGUGGAGCGCGUCCUGGAGCGCAUGCAGGAGCUGCAGAGUCGCAUGGAUGCGCUGGAGCUGCGACUGGCACACGCAGAGGACACCCGCGCAACAUGGCAACCUGUAGGGGACCUGCUCAUCGACGCGCUGCAGGAUCACAUACAACACACCACGGUGUUCCGUGAGGAGCUGGAGCCACUGCAACAGGAGGUGUGUACUCUGAAUGACCUCAGCGCUCAGCUCACACCGCUGGACGUCCAGCUCUCGUCCACCACCACCCACCAGCUGGAGCAGCUGAACACACGCUGCGCCCUGUUACAGGUUGCUGUGGAGGAGAGGUUGAAGUUACUGCAGGAAGCUCACAGAGACUUUGGGCCUUCAUCACAGCACUUCCUGUCAACUUCUGUGCAGCACCCGUGGCAAAGAGCAGUCUCACCAAAUAAAGUUCCCUAUUACAUCAAUCACCAGACGCAGUCCACCUGUUGGGACCACCCCAAGAUGACUGAGCUUUACAAUUCACUCGCGGACCUGAAUACCGUGAGAUUCUCUGCCUAUAGAACUGCCAUGAAGAUCCGUCGACUGCAGAAAGCCCUUUGCUUGGAUCUGUUGGACCUGUCUGUGGCCCAGACGGCAUUCCAGCAGCAGAGGAGUGUGUCGGGUCCGAGUGUGUUGACGGUCUCCGAGGUGAUCAACACACUCACCUGCAUCUACGACGGCCUGGAGCAGGACCACAAGGACCUGGUCAACGUGCCGCUGUGUGUCGACAUGUGUCUCAACUGGCUGCUUAACGUCUUUGACACGGGUCGAACGGGAAAGAUCAGAGCUCUCUCCAUGAGGAUCGGUCUGCUGUGCCUCUCCAAAGGACACCUAGAGGAGAAAUACAAAUUCCUCUUUAGCCAGGUGUGUUCGUCGGGUAAUGUGUGUGACCAGAGGCAGCUGGGGGUGCUGCUGCACGAGGCCAUUCAGAUCCCUCGGCAACUGGGGGAGGUGGCCGCCUUCGGAGGGAGCAACAUCGAGCCCAGCGUCAGGAGCUGUUUCCAGCAUGUGACCAAUAAGGUGGCGUUGGAGCCGAGGCAGUUUGUUGAUUGGAUGAGGCUGGAGCCCCAGUCCAUGGUUUGGCUGCCUGUGCUGCACCGGGUGGCUGCAGCUGAGACCGCCAAACACCAGGCCAAGUGCAACAUCUGCAAAGAGUGCCCUAUCAUUGGCUUCAGGUAUCGCAGUCUAAAACACUUUAAUUAUGACGUGUGUCAGAGCUGUUUCUUCUCCGGCCGAACGGCCAAAGGCCACAAGCUCAACUACCCUAUGGUGGAGUACUGCACACCAACCACCUCCGGGGAGGACAUGCGUGAUUUCACCAAAGUGCUGAAGAACAAGUUCCGCUCCAAGAAGUACUUUACCAAGCAUCCUCGCUUGGGUUACUUGCCUGUGCAGACCAUACUGGAGGGAGACAACCUAGAGACUCCCGUCACCCUCCUCAGCAUGUGUCCAGAGCAGUAUGAGCUCUCCCAGUCUCCAGAGCUGUCUCACGACGACACACACUCAAGGAUUGAGCAGUUCGCCAACAGGUUGGCUCAGAUGGAACGCUCCAAUGGGUCCCUCCCCACGGACAGCAGCUCUGCCACAGGAAGCAUGGAUGAGGAGCAUGCUUUGAUUCUGCAGUACUGUCAGACUCUGGGAGGGGAGGGGCUCUCCUGCAGCCAGCCAUGUAGCCCCGCCCAAUUGUUUGUCAGCCCCGCCUCCACACUGCAGAGCCCUGCCCAGAUCCUGCAGUCGGUGGAGAGGGCGGAGCGAGGAGAGCUCCAGAGGGUCAUCUCACGCCUGGAGGAGGAGCAGAGGGUUCUCCAGCAUGAGUAUGAGGACCUCCAGCGGGAGCAGCAGCAAACCCCUCCCAGUUCCACCUGGUCCCCCGGGGGCCCGGAGGGGUCCGGUAGCAUUGGCGGUUCUGGUACCAGCCCCGGGGGCGAGUCGGACCUGCUGGCCGAGGCCCGGUUGCUACGACAACACAAGGGUCGCCUGGAGGCGCGCAUGACCAUCCUGGAGGAGCACAACAAGCAGCUGGAGUCCCAGUUACACCGACUUAGACAGCUGCUGCAUCAGCCUGACUCCAGGGUUAAUGGGGUCUCCCCCUCUGAAUCUCUCCCUCUGGAGCUGGGUUCACUACCGGAACACACAGAUUCCAGCUCUGACCUGGCAGAAGUAUUGGAGCAGAUAAACAACAACUUCCCAGCAUGCACCUCAAGUAUGUCGCCACGACCCCAGGUCAUGUAAGGUACACCUGAGGGAUAACAGACCUUUACUGUCUAACGGCGCUCAUGUGAUGUCACCGUGGCAACCUUCCUUAUGGAUGGACCAAUUGGAGGCGAGGCGAGGAAGAGAUGGGACCCAAAGACCUGCAGGACCAACCGCAGAACCAACCGCAGAACUGCAACGAAACUAAGACUUUACACAACUGCACGCUACACAAAAGGAAAAUGAAUCCCCCAUUGUGCGUUCUAUGCAACUGUGUGUGUGUGUGUGUGUGUGUGUGUGUGUGUGUGUGUGUGUGUGUGUGUGUGUGUGUGUGUGUG